This is a messenger RNA of Andrographis paniculata, 3842 nucleotides long. RefSeq names its product myosin-binding protein 1-like. The transcript has 4 exons. Bases 320 to 2767 code for a protein of 815 amino acids. Gene Ontology annotation, molecular function: myosin binding. The record is from RefSeq and is a predicted model, not a curated record. Lineage: Eukaryota; Viridiplantae; Streptophyta; Magnoliopsida; Lamiales; Acanthaceae.
UGAAAACCCCAAACUUUUUGGUGGGGUGGCGUGGGGUAGGGUUUCAGCAGCCUUUCGGUUCCGACUCAACUCAAUUCAAUUCUCCCCUGCGCCGACUCCCACUCACUGUCGGCAUUGCUUCUCUUCUUGUCCCCCAUUUUUAUUUGUCUUCUCCGUAACUACUAUUAUUCUCAUUCUUAUUUUAUUCCAACUACCAUCUCUGGAGAAACUUUCCCUGUUUGAAUCCUUCAGCCGCACCACCGCCCUAGGAACCGCAUCUCCACCCCUGUCAAGUUCCCAAUUUCAUUGCAGUGUGGAAGCUUUUGAGAAUUUAAGGUCAAUGGAUUUAAGGGGCCGAAAUGAAUCAAGAUCAAAAGUUUCUCCCGUGGUGGCUUCUGUAUUAGUUAGGGCUGUCCUCGAGUGGAUGCUGAUUCUUCUGCUGUUUAUAGAGGCUAGUUUCGCGUUCUUGGUUACGAAGUUUGCCCGUUACAGCCGAUUGCAAGUUCCCUGCUUGCUAUGCUCUAGACUCGAUCAUGUGUUGGGGAAAGAGAAGGCAGGAUUCUACUGGGAACUAAUCUGCCGAAGACACAAGUCGAAGAUAUCUUCUUUAGUUUUCUGUCGACAACAUGGAAACCUUGUUGAUAUUCAUGGAACAUGUGAAAGCUGCUUAUUCUCAUCCACAUCUAUAGAAAAGUCGAAUGCCAAAAGAUGCAGAUUGAUAGUUGGUAAAUUGGGCAACGGGCCUUGUUAUGACCCUUUCCAAGAUGCUUCGGCCGAUGAACAUAUAUCAAAAAACUGCAUGUGCUGCAACGAGCAAUGGAUUCCUAGUAUUUGUACAGAGAAGUUGUUUAAUAGCAACUCUGAGGGAGCUGAGAUUAACGAGGUGGUAUCUUUUACAUCGAAAUAUGAUGUGGAUGAGAAAGCAAUGGAGGGUUCGUCUCAAAGAGGCCAAGUGUGCGCCGAGGACACUGAUCCCCUGCCACAUGUGGAAUAUAUGGACAUUAGAGUUACAUCUGAUGCUGAAUCCGAAGGUCGGUUCUUGGAUAAUAAGAGCACUAAUGUGCAUUUUUGUGUAAAUGAGACAUUAGGCCACGAUUUAGCGUCCAACUGUGCACCUUCAGAACCUAAGACCAUCACACUUGUUGAUUGUCCAUCUCUUGAUAAAUCAAUCCAUCAAGCUUCUCUUGUCACAUCCUCGCUAGAGGAGCCAUCCGAUCUUGCUCACAAUGCAGAAUCUGAGGUACCCAUUAGACAUGAUUUAGAGGGAAGUAAUUGCCAGCCUGCUGAUUGUAAAAAUAAUGUCGAUGAAACAUCCGAAUCAGCACGUGGAUCAUUUCCAGAAGCAUUUACUUCUCCAAGAGUGAAUGGAACCCAUCAUGAGGCGCCCAAAGAUAUCAGUGUUCCGAUCACAACUGAGUUUGAGAAAGAAGUUAAUGUUGGAUGUGAAGAAACUUUGGUGGAUCAAAAUGAUGACAGUAUUUUAAAAAAUGAAGUUCGGAUUGAUUCAAAACAUAAGAAAACAGAUGCCAGUACACAAAUGGUGGAGUCCUUGGAUCUUGGUGAUGCUUAUAGAUUAGCUGUCGGCCCUAGGGGAAGGCAGUUGUCCGGAAGACUCUUAGAACAACAACGGUCUAUGACGGAGUCUACAAGAGCUAGUGAAGAUUUAAAAAUCCUGCUUUCGCAGAUAUCUGCUGCCCGUACGAUUGACUUACCAUUGUAUGAUAUGAGUCCAAGGGUGAGUGCAAACAGUGAAGAUUAUAAGGCUGUGGAUGGUUCGAGUGUUUUAGGGAUGCAAAUACUUCAGAGAAGAAUCUCACUCGAGAGAAAUGAAUCCAAUUUGUCUUUUGAUGGGAGCGUUGUCAGCGAAAUUGAAGGUGAGAGUGUGGCAGAUCGUUUGAAACGGCAGGUGGAGCAUGAUAAGAAAAUAAUGAGCGCUCUGUAUAAAGAACUAGAGGAAGAGAGGAAUGCUUCGGCAGUUGCCGUUAAUCAAGCAAUGGCCAUGAUUACGAGGUUGCAAGAAGAGAAAGCAGCCCUCAACAUGGAGGCACUGCAGUGCCUGAGAAUGAUGGAAGAACAAGCCCAAUACGAUGGCGAAGCGCUGCAGAUUGUUAAUGAUCGUCUUGCAGAGAGGGAGCAGCUGAUUGAAAAUUUUGAAUAUGAACUUGGAUUGUACAGGAAACGAUUUGGGGAUAUAUCUCUGUCUGACAACAUAGUUGAGCCAUCACCUGAAUCAGGAGUAGAAGCAAAUAGUGAAGAAAGUAACGUGGCUGCGCUAAAACAUGAUAUCAAUAUUAACAACGAUUGUGGAGGACAUGAGGUGUCUUCCCCGUGCUUUGAAGAUGAAAAACAAAUUAUUUUGGAAAACCUGAGCAAGUUGGAGGAAAAACUGAUUAUGUUUUCGAAACAUGAAGUCUACCCUGACUCAGCUGAUGAUGCUUUUUCGCCAGGGGUUUCACACGGAAAUGGUGAAAUGGAAACAAAAAAUCGUCUGCCAAGAGAUACGGUUGUGUAUAGAGAGGCUUCUUCUGAAGAUCGAUCUGAACAUAAUAACUCCCAACAUGAAAAUGAAGGAUUCGUACACAUUGAUAUGGAUGGCGAGUUAGAUAAAAUCAGAAACAAGCUUGCUGCUAUGAGCAGAAGAUUUGAGGCACUUGAGGCAGAGAAAAACAUUAUUGAGAGUUCGAUCAAUUCACUCGAAAAGGGCAGUGAAGGCUUUGAAUUCAUUCGAGAAGUAGCUGAUCGAGUACAAGAGCUGUAUUUGGCUUACAUCAGAAGAAGUGAGGUUUGAGAUGAACUCUCAAGUUUCAAGAUGUCUAUGAUUCUACUAAUUAUACAUUGAAGGAGAUCGAUUGAAGAACUAUAAUGAGAAGGUGUUGGUGGAAUUGAUGAUGAAUUGGUUGUACUGUACAGUGUUUGUGUCAUUCUUGUUCGAUUUUGGUGUUUGUGUUUGUGUUUGUCUUGGCUUUGUUUCGAUUUCUGCCUCAAUAGUUUGAAAGAUUUGAGGUUUUUGCUACACCAUAUGAUUUUUUGGUUUAUCUCAACUCAUAAAUGUCUUUGGAUACAUUGUUUAUAAAUAUGAAAUGCUUCCUUUUUCUUUUCUUGUGUCGAAGACACAAAGAAGUUUGAUUCUGCAGGAUCAUCGCGUAAACGGAGACAUACAAAAGUUGAUACAGAAAUUGGGAUUGGGAGAGACUAAUGAGAAAAGAAGAGGAAGCAAAAUAUACACACAACUUCAAAACCACAGGUUUGUCUUCUCUACAACAUGACACAAAAUAAUAAGUGGGAUCAAGUGGUCCGGUCGGACGGAUUCUUUUCCGAUCAUCCCUUCAUUUGCGAACGUUCCUAAGUAAAAAUGCUCAGAAUGACAGCUAUAAAUUUAAAAAUAAAAAUUAAAAGGUAUUAGCUUUCUUCUUCUUGUUUCUUCUUCGUAUCUAAGUCGAGAUACAAUACAUGCAUGUAGCGACUACGUAUGUUUUUAUCCGUUACGUGCAUUUGUUACUGCUUCUUUUCGUUGCUUUCAGCAUUAUUGUUGUUGUUGGUGUUGGUUGUAGCUGCAGCAUUAGUAGCAGAUGUAUUAUUUGUGUUGUCGGAUGGAUGCAUUACUGAAUCGAAUUUGUCUGAUUUCUCCAGCACGAUUUCGAUCUGAUAAAUCCAUCCAAAAAAUAAUUUUACAUUAGAUGAUGAUCAUUCUGGGAAGGUUAAAUUUGAAAUAUGAGAAGUACUGACCCGAGCUUUCUGAAUAGUUCUUCCCUUAUUUGCAUCCUUCAUUCCCACCGUCGAUGUUACGAUACCUGCAGUGAAUAAUUCUUUAUUUUCUUUUCAAUGCAUCUGUGUGUUUUUUUCGUAGCCAUUGAUAUAUAGAG